Molecule: messenger RNA, 749 nt
Organism: Coffea eugenioides
Lineage: Eukaryota; Viridiplantae; Streptophyta; Magnoliopsida; Gentianales; Rubiaceae
Product: 60S ribosomal protein L35a-1
Exons: 4
Coding region: 97-435 (112 amino acids)
Biological process (GO): cytoplasmic translation; ribosomal large subunit biogenesis
Cellular component (GO): cytosolic large ribosomal subunit; ribosome
Molecular function (GO): structural constituent of ribosome
Source: RefSeq, a predicted model, not a curated record
CUAGGGUUUUAGCGCAACUCUUCUCGGACUCCUCCAUCACAAGCUACAAGCAAACCCCAUCCCCCAGUCCCCGCCGCCCUCACCACCCAUCAGAAAAUGGUUAAGGGACGCCAAGGAGAGCGCGUCAGGCUUUACGUUAGAGGAACCAUCCUCGGGUACAAGAGAUCGAAGUCCAACCAGUACCCGAACACUUCGUUGAUUCAGAUCGAAGGAGUGAACACAAAGGAGGAGGUGGCUUGGUACCUCGGCAAGAAGAUGGCGUACAUCUACAAGGCUAAGGUUAAGAAGAAUGGAUCUCAUUACCGCUGCAUUUGGGGAAAGGUUCGCCGGCCUCAUGGUAACAGCGGCGUUGCCAGGGCGAAAUUCAAGUCUAACCUCCCCCCCAAGUCAAUGGGAUCAAGGGUUCGGGUCUUCAUGUACCCAAGCAAUAUUUAAGUGUUCCAGCGAAAGUAGGAGGAGACAGCUUGAGGUCAUUGGUGGCUUUAGAAGGCCGUAGGUGCCAGAUGAAGGUCAUUGGUGAUUGAAGGACAGUAUUUAGAGUCAAAAUUUACCCCUUUUUUUGUGGACUUACCCUUCUAGUCUCUGAAUUUAUCAUGUUUGUUUUAUACUAGGAAUUGAACAUGCAAUCUGAUGAGACAAAUUUUGAUUAUUUUGAUUUUAUCUUUUUUCACUUGGGUGUUUUUGAUAGUUAGUCAACCAGAAUUAUUGUUGAUUCGUCUCUUCAUGAUAUGGCUGUGGGUAUUGUUUGA